Molecule: messenger RNA, 2508 nt
Organism: Aspergillus versicolor CBS 583.65
Lineage: Eukaryota; Fungi; Ascomycota; Eurotiomycetes; Eurotiales; Aspergillaceae
Product: glycoside hydrolase family 95 protein
Exons: 4
Coding region: 166-2508 (780 amino acids)
Biological process (GO): carbohydrate metabolic process
Molecular function (GO): alpha-L-fucosidase activity
Source: RefSeq, a predicted model, not a curated record
GCAUCCUCGAAAAUACCCGACUUAGUCUGCUUCACUAAUUGAACUAUUUCCCCGCGUCCGCUAUAAAACACGCUAUAACGCAGCUGAUCCAUACUCUUGAACUCCGCAUCAAAAUCCCCACUCCAGUCCCACCAUCAAGUCUUACUACGCAUUCCCGCCGCCACAAUGCCAACCCACACCCAUCUCGGCGCGGCAAUUACACUCCUAUCCCUCAUCCCCAGAAUCCACGGCGCAACCUUCGACGGCUCCCGCUACCUCUGGUACGAUACACCGGGUACACGCUUCAACGCAAGCCUUCCAAUCGGCAAUGGCCGUCUAGGCGGAACACUCUACUGCCUGCCCACGGAGAUAAUAACCUGGAACGAAGACUCGGUAUGGAGCGGGACGUUCCAGGACCGCGUGAACCCUAACGCACUCGAGUCCUUCCCCAAAGUCCGCGACCUGCUUGUUGAUGGCGAUAUCUCGGGCGCGGGGGAUCUGGCCCUGUCUGAUAUGACGGGGAGCUCGAUAGACCCGCGCGAGUACCAGGUUCUGUCGAAUCUGUAUGUUGAUAUGGGGCAGGGGGAGGAUGCAACAGAUCUUGUGCGCUAUCUGGAUACGAUUGAGGGCCAUACGGCUUGUGAGUAUCAGUAUGAUGGGGUGGGAUAUAAGCGCGAGCUCAUUGCCAGUGCCCCGUCGGGGGUCUUGGGUUUCAGGGUUCAGGCUGAUACUGAAGGGGCGCUUAACUUGAGUGCUGUUGAAGAUGGUGUCAAUUCUAUCCUCCUGAGUGCCAACACGGCAGAGACGGAUUAUUCUACUUUUACUGCAGGGGUGAGAGUCGUUGUCGACCAAGGGGAUGUCACCGCCGAUGAAACCACAUUGGUUGUAUCGGGCGCCACUACGGUGGACUUCUUUCUCGACGCGGAGUCCUCCUACCGGUAUGAGAGUAGAAGCGCCCAAGAGGCAGAAGUGAAUAGCAAGCUCGACGCUGCUGCUGAGCUAGGUUACGAGGCGCUGCGAGAAGAGGCCAUCGCUGACCAUAAAGGGCUUGCAGGUCGGGUUACACUCGACCUAGGGGCGUCUGUUGACGAUGCUGCUUCCUUGCCUAGCAACGAACGGAUGGAGAAUUACAAGUCGUCACCAGACGACGAUGUCGAGUUUGCCACACUCUUGUUCAACUACGGCAGACACUUGCUGAUUGCAUCCUCCCGUAAAACCGGCGAGCGGUCUCUGCCUCCUGGUCUGCAGGGCAUCUGGAACCAAGACUACGAACCAGCCUGGGGUGGGAAAUACACCGUCAAUAUCAACCUGGAGAUGAACUACUGGCCUGCGGAAACCACGUACCUGAACGAGCUGACCUCGCCGCUGUGGGAUCUUCUCGAGCUGGUGCAGGAACGCGGCCGCGACGUGGCAGAGAGAAUGUACGGCUGUCCUGGGUUUGUGCUGCACCAUAACACCGACCUCUGGGGCGACGCCGUGCCCGUCGACAAUGGAACAAGCUAUUCCAUCUGGCCGAUGGGAGGGGCAUGGCUUGCCCUCCACCUGAUGGAGCACUACCGAUUUACCGGCGACACGGACUUUCUUGAGAAUCAAGCGUAUCCGAUCUUGGAAGAUGCCUUUGCGUUCUUCGAGUGCUAUCUUUUCGAGCUGGAUGGAUACCUCACGACUGGACCUUCCUGCUCUCCAGAGAAUACAUUCGAAAUCCCUGACGACAUGACGAAUGCAGGAUCAAGCGAAGCACUGACCCUCAGCCCAACAAUGGACGACAGCAUUCUCUUCGAGCUACUCACAGCCCUAAACGAAACGCAUCAGGUCCUUGAAAUCGACAACGACUUCGCAGACACAGUCAAGGAGUCCCUGGGCAAGAUCAGACCUCCACAGAUUGGCUCGGAUGGCCAGAUCCUAGAAUGGAUCGAGGACUUCGUCGAGGAGGACCCUGCCCACCGCCACUUCUCCCCCUUGUUCGGUCUAUUCCCAGGAACACAGCUCACGCCUCUCACCUCGACAGAGCUAGCCGAUGCCGCAGGAGUUCUGUUAGACCGUCGCAUGGAUAGCGGCAGCGGUAGUACCGGCUGGUCGCGCGCCUGGUCCAUCGCCUUGUACGCCCGUCUUUACCGGGGUGACGACGCCUGGACCAAUGCGCAGACGUGGAUCCAAACAUUCCUUCUGCCGAACCUGUGGAACAGCGACAAGGGCGGCUCUAGUUCCUUUCAAAUCGAUGGGAAUUUUGGAUAUACAGCGGCAAUCCCGGAGUUGCUCCUACAGAGCCAUUCCGGGGUUGUGCAUAUCCUGCCGGCUCUACCUGCGGCGAUCCCAACGGGUUCUGUGACUGGGCUUGUUGCGCGAGGCGGGUUUGUGGUGGAUAUUAAGUGGGAGGACGGUGCGCUUUCUGAGGCGACUGUCCAGUCUCUGCUGGGUAAUGAGCUGACGCUGCUUGUUGGUGGGGAUGACUCGCUUUCUGUUGAUGGGACAGAGUAUUCGGGUCCAAUUGCGACGGACAAGGGGGGGAAUUACACCAUCACUGUCUAA